GCGGACCGGAACACCCGCGUACGUACGAGGAAUGGCAUCACGUGGGACGCGUUCAACGCGUUCGCCAGCCACUGGCACAAGUACAUACACUGGCAGUUACACCGACUCCUCCAACCACUAUGUCGGCAGCCACGCCUGCACCCUCCACCCCUGAUGUGACAUCUCCUUCUGGAACAAAUGUGGCCACCUCGGAGACUGCUAAUGGCGUCAACAAGGCCAUCUUGGAUUACUUGCGAGACAAGGGGUACAAGGGUGCUGAGAAGGAGUUCCUGACUGCACUAGAGACACAGCCGGAGGCAUCCACCUCAACGUCCUCGACCUCCUCGACAAUAUCCGCUGAGGACCUGGUCAAGGCAUUAUCUGUGUAUGCGCAAAAGGCGAACCGUCCAGGCGAGAAUGCCUUCAAGGAUGCCGCGAGUGUCCUACAGGAGCUUGCCUCGAUGGGCAACCCUGCCACCAUUCAGAACCUCAUAUCUAGCAUUGAUGCUGUUGGGGCAGAGGAGAUACUGUCUCUCGAUCCCACCGACAAGCAGGAGGGCUUUCGGGAGCUCGAGGCGUGGGUGGAUGGAUCUCUUGACAUGUACCGACCUGAAUUCAGACCCAUAAUAUUCCCCAUCUUCUGCCAUUUCUAUCUCGAUCUCAUCCAGCAUGGAUUCAAGGAAGCUGCCUUGAAGUUCUACGCCGAGUUCUCACCGUCUCUAGCACCUACCCAUGCACCUACUUUGCAUCAUCUAUCAACACUGCUCCUACCCCUCCAUGUCCAGAAUGAUGAACUCGCACAGCGCUUCCGCAAUGAGAAAUACACAGUGCGUAUGAGCCGGUCAGGAUUUGGCCUCCUGGUCGGCUGGCUCACCGAAGGAGUUGGAGGAGAACCGAUGGGCUCGGGAGAGGGGUUCAGCGGCAAGAGGGGUAAGAGGGGACGGGCCGCCGUCCUGCGAGUAGUCAAUAAUCAUCUCAGGUUUGACGUCACAUCGUCGACGACGACAUCCGUGUCAGAGAAUGCAUGGGAGGAAUCCACUGGCCUCCUCACGUCCGUCAUCCCACAAGCGAGCGGCUCUUCAUCGUUCACAAAUGCACAGUCAUUCAAUGCGUCUAAAGGAGAGCUGAAGCUCGGUAUGCCAGCAAUGUCGGAAGAGCUGCGUACGGAGACGGACCGCGCGCUCAGAGAUCAGGCCCUAGUUGAGCGAGAUCCCGGCGUUCAUGACGACCUCAAAAUCCUUUACAAUCGCCCCACACAAGAAACUGGCGGGGUCCCCCAGUCUGAACUGCCACCGUAUCCACCGUCUUUCCGUACGAUGGAUAUCAAAAGGGAAGUCGAGAAGGUCCGCGAUGCACGAAAACGCAUACGGUUGGAACGCACGGAGGUGCGAACAACACAAGGUGUCGUGAAGAAUCAGCCGCUGCCGAGUAUUUGCGCAUAUACAUUACACGACGUCGGUGAGGGUGUGCCAUGUUGCACAUUCUCACAGGAUACGUCCUUAAUGGCCGCUGGCUUCUCUGAAAGCUAUAUCCGUUUAUGGAGUCUUAAAGGCGAAAAGCUUAAAGGCUACCGGAGUGACUUUAAUGCCUCUUCAAUACGUGACAUGUCAUCACUGAAAAAGAUCCGCGAGAAGGGCGGUUCAACGACCCGCAAACUCAUCGGCCACAGUGGGCCCGUCUACUCCGUUUCCUUCGACCCCACUAGUGGCUCCGCCGCGCCCCCGCGAUACCUGCUUUCCUCGUCGGCAGAUGCGACAGCACGGUUGUGGUCGCUCGACACGAUGACGAACGUUGUCGCGUACCGGGGGCACCAGAAUCCUGUGUGGGAUGUACAAUGGGGCCCGAUGGGUAUCUACUUCGCGACGGCGAGUCGCGACCGGACAGCAAGACUAUGGUCAACGGACAGGACGUCGACUCUGCGGGUGUACGCGGGGCACUUGAGCGAUGUGGACUGUGUGCGCUUCCAUCCCAACUCGAUCUACCUUGCGACGGGCUCCAGCGACUGGACAGCACGAUUAUGGGAUGUGCAGCGCGGGUCAUGUGUGCGAGUCUUCAUCGGGCACCAAGGCAUCGUCUCGACGCUCGCUUUCAGUCCCAACGGGCGGUAUCUCGCCACUGCUGGCGAGGAUCUUGCCAUCAACCUGUGGGACCUUGGCUCUGGAAAACGGAUAAAGAAGAUGACGGGGCACACCGCGUCUGUAUAUUCGCUUGCAUUCAGCGAGGAGUCGUCUAUGCUCGUCUCCGGCGGCGCAGACUGGACGGUGCGGUGUUGGGACAUUGCCGCGGCGGGCGGUCCCCAAAGUAAGGUCAAGGAGAAUGGCGUCCUCACCAAUGGGAACACCGCCAAUGGUGUCAACGGCGACGCACCCACGACGAACGGCAAGGAAGAGGAAAGCAUCGAGACGUCGGACCUGCUUGCGACGUUCCCGACGAAACGCACGCCUAUAACCAACGUGCAGUUCACACCUCGCAAUCUGUGCCUUGUCGCGGGUUCGUAUCUCAAUCCCGAGCAGCGAUGAUCUUCAAGAACGUAUCCAUUAUGUGACUAUAAUCGUAAUACCCUGCUGAUACUGCUAUGCCAUGUUGUACACCAGACUAAGAUCCACUAUGUCCGACUUGAGCCUCAAU
Molecule: messenger RNA, 2607 nt
Organism: Rhodofomes roseus
Lineage: Eukaryota; Fungi; Basidiomycota; Agaricomycetes; Polyporales; Fomitopsidaceae
Product: TFIID and SAGA subunit
Exons: 9
Coding region: 120-2498 (792 amino acids)
Biological process (GO): transcription initiation at RNA polymerase II promoter
Cellular component (GO): transcription factor TFIID complex
Molecular function (GO): protein binding; RNA polymerase II general transcription initiation factor activity
Source: RefSeq, a predicted model, not a curated record